CCCCCCCCUCCUCCUCCAUCCUUCAUUCCAGCUCAUCACUCAACAUUGGCUCUUGAAGACUAAAGUCUCUUCUGACCAUUUACCCUCUAUCAUUCAUCUCCUCUCCUCUACCUUUCAUCAUCCUUCGUCCACUCUCGUCAUAUACGCAUAAUCUCUUUUACUUUUCUAUAUCUCUCUCUUUUUUACUUUUCCUUUCUGUCUCGGCCAGUGUUGACCUUUUUUAGUCUCCUCUAAUUACAGCCGUCGUUUCUCUUUUCUUCAUUACCCUAUCGGCGCCGAUAUAGUCUCCUUUCCACACCAUGGCGUUCACAUUCAAGCGUCCCCAUCUCCUCAACCCCUUCUUUAUCUUCAUCCUCAUCUGUAUCCUAAUCCCAAUUGGCUACAACUUUGUUGAUUAUGAAUUGACAUGGCACACCAAGAUCGGUCCCAAUUACUUUUAUAACCAACGUGAUUACUAUGUACUUGGUCUUUGCAUUGCUCCUUCAGUUUUGGGCCAUUUCGCCACCAUCUGGGGUCACUACUACCGCGCCGAGCGUGAAUUCCAACACAGUAUCGCCAAAGUUACUGCCCCUGCCUCUGUCAACCAAAAGAUCUCCCUUUGGGAGCGUCAUAUCUGAUUUAACCUUCUUCAUCGUCCCAAUGGUCUAUGGCACCGGAAACAUGGUUGCACGCUUUGGAGUGGUUAGCGGUGUUGGUCGUAUGAUUGGUAAUGCCAGUGGCUAUACUAUCGUUGCAUGCUGCGGCAUGAUCUUGUUCUUGGUCCUCCGUCGCUCUAUGCUUCAUGCCAUUGGCUUCACCUACUCAGAAAUCAUCCCUCUUCACAGAUGGUUGGGUGCUGCCAUCGUUGGCUGGAGCACCAUCCACGCAAUCGGAUACAUCACUUACCUUGGUAACGAGGGCAAACUCCAGAGUGACAUCAACUUUUAUGAUCGCAAUCGCGGUACUAUGAAUAUGAUGGGUGUGUUCGCCUAUGGCGCUGUCUGUUUUCUUGGUCUUGGCGCAAUCCCCCAGGUCCGUAGACGCUGCUACUUGCUUUUCUUGAGCUCGCAUCGUUUCAUGACCGCUGUUUUCUUUGUCGGCAUGGUGACCCACUACCCCAGCCCCAUGCUCUGGUACUACCUCUUGCCCACCAUCGUCCUCUUUUUGGUCGAUCGCUUCGUCCCCAAGAUGAUGAUGGCCCGCACUGUCGAGCCCGAGGCCACUUGCUCCCUCAAUGCUGAUGCUGAUAUCAUUCGCUUGACCUUCACUUCACCCGAACCCAUGAAACCCUACUACCCUGGCGAUUACAUUGCAGUUCAGAUCCCCCAGAUCGGAACUCUUUACCAUCCCUUCACCAUCGCCUCAUACUGGCCUGAGGACCCUUACUCCAUGACUUUGUUCAUCCGUACCUUCGAAGACUCGAAACUCAGCUGGACCCACGCACUUGCUCGUCUCUGUGGUAAUGAGGAUAAGCGUAUCCGCGUCAGGGCGAAUGUCGACGGUGUCUUUGGUGACCGCCGCCAUGACUACCUCAAGUCUGAGACUAUGAUCAUCUUUGUUGCUGGUGCUGCCAUCACAACCUUUAUGGCCUUGAUCAAAGCCAUCGCUGCCCAGAUCGCUGCUUCAAAUGAACCUCUCCGCACCCAACUUCACUUGAUUUGCACAUUCCGUACCCGCAGUGAGCUCCACGCCUAUGGUUCGUUCUUGCAUCAGAUCACACGUGACCCUCGCUUCACUUCCUGGUUGCAUGUUGAGAUCUAUGUCUCCCGUCCUGAUAAGCCCAAGACCCUGAUGGGUGCACACGCACAUGUGAUCAAGAAUGAUAUCCAAGUCACUCUCAAGAAUAAGAGACCCGAGAAGAAGAAGAAGCGCUUCGCAAGCCUUAAGCGUACCGGUACCAUAUUGAAGCGUGCUCUUUCCGGUCGCACGAUUGUGGCCGAGAACGAAAGGGAGAAGGAAAAGUCUCCUGUUCCUGAAUCUGCUCUGACUGCUGUCUCAUCCGACGAAUCAGGUGCCAGCAGCACUGACUCUUCUGUCCGUCGAUCCGGCUCAGUCCACACCGUUGUUAAUCUUGAGGUCAUUACUGAGGAACCCGAACCAACCAAGGCUUCUGGCUCCAGCUCUGAAAAGGCUCAGUUGGCUGCUGCCGAGAAGGCUGCUGAGGCUGAUGAGCCUAUUGCUACUUCCCCUACCCGUGCCAUGACUUACCACGACCAACCCCUUCCUACGUUCCAGGCCCGCAACUCUGUCUCUGUUGCGACCAAGUGGGCGAAGCUCGAUCUUGCUGUCACUGCCUUUAUCAUCCUUGUCCCUCUGGCUGGUUGGUGCAUCGCCCGUACUGUUGCCUGGGAGGGUCCUUCGAACUGGUGCCCAACCACCAAGCUUCGUGGAACCUAUGUUAGUGCCAACUGCCGCUGGACCUAUGCCUUGAUCCCUGGUACGAUCCAGAUCGUUGUGGCCUCCAUCAUUGGUUACUUGGCUGUCUGGUCCGCCCGUGUCAUGCUCAGCCGCCGUGGUAAGGAUGUUGAGAAGGGCUUGCCAUACCCUGACUUUGCUACUGAAGACGAACGCUUGGCCACUGAGGACGGUAACUGGGAUGAGGGUGAUGUCGUCUACUCCCGUGGCCGCCUUGAUGUCAAGAAGGUCAUCCAGGGCUUCGUCGAUGCCGGUGUUGGUUCCAAGGCCAAGGGUCAGGGCUUGGUCUCUGUCUUUGGAGGUGGUCCUGAUGGCUUCGUCGAUAUGAUUGAGAAGCAAGUCAAGAAAGCCGACUGGUCCGCAGACUUCCACCGUGAGACCUGGGCUCCUUAAAGCAAUUCCCAUUUUUUUUUUUUUUUUUUUUUUUUUGCAAAAAAAAAAAAAAAAAAAAAAGAAGAGUAAUUCGGUCUCUAUUGUAUAUAUACAUGUAGUUACAUAGUUUUUAGCAUUCAUUAUCCAUUGUAAGUAAUAAACAUGAAUGUGUUUACAUAUUCAAAAUAAGAAAAACCGAU
This is a messenger RNA of Lobosporangium transversale, 2966 nucleotides long. RefSeq lists its product as hypothetical. Gene Ontology annotation, cellular component: plasma membrane. Lineage: Eukaryota; Fungi; Mortierellomycota; Mortierellomycetes; Mortierellales; Mortierellaceae. The record is from RefSeq and is a predicted model, not a curated record. Gene Ontology annotation, molecular function: oxidoreductase activity. The transcript is spliced from 4 exons. The coding region runs from base 457 to 2787 and encodes 776 amino acids.